Chaetomium globosum CBS 148.51 is the source of this 1482-nucleotide messenger RNA. RefSeq lists its product as uncharacterized. The transcript is spliced from 5 exons. Gene Ontology annotation, molecular function: RNA helicase activity; ATP binding; nucleic acid binding. Bases 1 to 1482 code for a protein of 493 amino acids. Lineage: Eukaryota; Fungi; Ascomycota; Sordariomycetes; Sordariales; Chaetomiaceae. The record is from RefSeq and is a predicted model, not a curated record.
AUGUCGGCCAAACGUAGGAAGGUCUCUUCCGGCAAUGGGGCCAUAAAAGAAGCCUCAAUUCAGAUCCAAAAACCCAAAACAAAACCUCAACCUGUAACAGCACCGGUCGAACCGUCCGCGGUACCAAACUCCGAGGCCGAGUCAGAGACUAUAGACGAUGCGUCGGGGGAGGAGAGCGAAGAGCCUGCCCCAAAAACAUUCCAGGACUUGGGCAUCGUUGACUCCCUCUGCGACGCUUGCAAAGAGCUUGGAUGGAAGAAACCGACACCAAUCCAGCAGGAAUCGAUUCCACUUGCCUUACAAGACCGCGACAUUAUUGGCCUUGCAGAGACCGGUAGCGGUAAAACGGGUGCGUUUGCACUUCCGAUUCUCCAAGCCCUUCUCGACAAGCCACAACCUCUGUUCGCCCUCGUGCUCGCCCCAACAAGAGAGCUGGCAGCCCAAAUUGCGCAAUCCUUUGAGGCGCUGGGCUCUCUGAUAUCGCUUCGAUGUGCUCUGAUUCUGGGUGGCUUGGACAUGGUACAGCAGGCUAUUGCGCUGGGAAAGAAGCCGCACGUGGUGGUUGCGACGCCCGGUCGGUUGUUGGACCAUUUGGAGAAGACGAAGGGAUUCAGUCUGCGGAACCUCCGCUACCUGGUCAUGGAUGAGGCCGAUCGUCUCCUCGACAUGGACUUCGGCCCGAUUCUGGACAAGAUCCUCAAGUUUCUUCCCAGAGAACGCAGGACCUUCCUCUUCUCCGCUACCAUGUCAAGCAAAGUUGAGAGCCUGCAGCGCGCCUGUUUGCGCGACCCCUUGAAAGUCAGCAUCUCGUCAUCGAAGUACCAGACCGUCUCGACUCUCGUUCAGAACUAUGUCUUCAUCCCGCACACCCACAAGGACACCUACUUGAUCUACCUAUGCAACGAGUUUGCGGGCCAAACCAUCAUCAUCUUCACCCGCACCGUGAUCGAGACCCAGCGGAUUGCUAUCCUACUACGCACGCUCGGCAUGGGUGCCAUCCCGCUGCACGGUGGCCUCUCGCAGUCGGCCCGUCUCGGCGCCCUGAACAAGUUCCGCGCCGGCUCCCGUGACAUCCUCGUGGCCACCGACGUCGCCGCCCGCGGUCUCGACAUCCCCAACGUCGACUGCGUCCUCAACUUGGACCUCCCCGGGGACUCCAAGACCUACGUGCAUCGUGUGGGUCGUACGGCACGUGCCGGCCGGUCGGGACACGCAAUCAGUUUUGUAACACAAUAUGACCUCGAACUCUGGCUGCGCAUCGAGGCGGCACUGGGCACCAAACUUACGGAGUAUUCCUUGGAAAAAGACGACGUCAUGGUGUUCAGACCACGGGUGGAAGAGGCACAGCGGAUAGCGAAGACUGAGAUCAAGGCGCUGAUGGAUGAUCGUGGAAAGAAGGGCUCGGUGUUGAAGGGCGGGAAGGGGCGGAAGAGAGGGCCACCCGGGUCGAGCCGGGAUCAUAUGGACGCCGAGGAGGGUUGA